Messenger RNA from Carassius carassius (crucian carp), 543 nucleotides. Its product is annotated as LIM/homeobox protein Lhx2-like. Gene Ontology annotation, molecular function: RNA polymerase II transcription regulatory region sequence-specific DNA binding; DNA-binding transcription factor activity, RNA polymerase II-specific. Lineage: Eukaryota; Metazoa; Chordata; Actinopteri; Cypriniformes; Cyprinidae. Gene Ontology annotation, cellular component: nucleus. Bases 1 to 543 code for a protein of 180 amino acids. The transcript is spliced from 3 exons. Gene Ontology annotation, biological process: regulation of transcription by RNA polymerase II; neuron differentiation. The record is from RefSeq and is a predicted model, not a curated record.
AUGGCUGUGGCGCGCUCAUCUCAGAUCGUUUCUGCCUGCUCGUGGCAGACAGAAGGUGGCACGGGCGCUGUUAAAAAUGCAGCGCGUGUCACGCUGACCUGGAAUGUGAGUGAUAUGGGUGUGGACUUGUCGGAGAGAGUGAGCUGUCAGAAAUCCAAACGCAUGAGAACGUCUUUCAAGCAUCACCAGCUGCAGAGCAUGCAGAACUUCUUCACCCACAACUACAGUCCAGAUCCCAAAGACAUCAAACAGCUCGCCCAGAAAACCUCCCUCACCAAACGUGUGCUCCAGGUUUGGUUCCAGAAUGCCCGUGCAAAAUUCAGGAGAAACAUUCUGUAUCAGGAGAGCAUGGGAGUAGACAAUGUUUUUGACAAUUCCACAAUCACAUCCCCAUCAGUGCCUCCCCCUGGACUGUCCCACAGAUCCCUGAGCCCGUCCAGCCCCACUGGCACCUCUCCAUCACAUCACACACAAAACAAAACAUUAUUAGCCAGUCACAGCGCUCACUCGCCAAUGUCUUCAGAGUUCCUCUACCACUCUUAA